Medicago truncatula (barrel medic) is the source of this 1179-nucleotide messenger RNA. Its product is annotated as F-box/LRR-repeat protein 2. The record is from RefSeq and is a predicted model, not a curated record. Bases 1 to 1179 code for a protein of 392 amino acids. Lineage: Eukaryota; Viridiplantae; Streptophyta; Magnoliopsida; Fabales; Fabaceae. Gene Ontology annotation, cellular component: SCF ubiquitin ligase complex. The transcript has a single exon. Gene Ontology annotation, biological process: SCF-dependent proteasomal ubiquitin-dependent protein catabolic process.
AUGGUGCUUCCUAAGCUCCGCAAGAUAAAUUUAUCUCGUCAUUACGAUAUAAGUGACUCAUUACUUUUGCACUUGUGUAAAAAUUGUGAGUUUCUCGAAGAGGUUGUGUUGUUCAAGUAUUCAUCCUUAACUUGUGAUGGCAUUGCUUCUGCCAUCCGUGAGAGACCAUCUUUGAGGUCUUUAUCUGUUGGCCGGCAGUCAAAUGAAUGUGGUUGGUGGUCAAAUGGAAGCCAUGACAACAUCAGUUCACACUUUACUGACUCGCUGGUGAGUUUGAAAGGGUUAACAAAUCUUGAUUUGCCGUUUUUGCGCAUCUCAGAUAUGUUCCUCUCUUCUAUUGCAAUUGAAGUUAUUUCUUUGAGAAGGCUUGUCCUCAGAGAUUGCAUUAACUAUAGUUAUUCUGGAAUAUUUUCUUUGUUAUCCAUGUGUCAAUGUAUCCAACAUUUGGAUCUUCAGUAUGCUUAUUUUUUGAAUAAUCAACAUAUUUUUGAGUUGUCUUCAUUUCUUGGUAAUUUGGUGUCUGUAAACCUUAGUUAUUGUCGGAUGCUCGACGAAUCAGCCUUGUUUUCACUCGUUAGUAAAUGUCCUUCACUUAAUGAGAUAAAAAUGGAAUGCACAUCUAUUGGGGAAGAGAGUCUAAAGAAUUCUAAUUCUUUGGUGGAUUUCGUUGUAAGCCCUCAAUUAAAAUCUCUCUAUUUGGCUUUCAAUUCAUUGCUAUGCGAUGAAAACAUCAAAAUGUUUGCUUCCAUUUUCCCCAAUUUGCAACUGCUUGAUUUAAGGAGAUGUAAGAUGAUUAGACAUUUGAACCUAACGUACUGUUUAGGUGAGAAAAUGCAAGGAGUGAACUUUAAACUUUCUAAAUUGGAGGUGUUGAACUUGUCACAUACUAGAGUUGAUGAUAAAGCACUCCGUGUGAUCUCAAAGAAUUGUUUUGGGCUCUUGAAACUAUUACUAGAAUUUUGUAAAGGUGUCACAGACAAGGGAGUGAAGCAUGUGUUGAAAAACUGCACACAGCUGAGGGAGAUCAGUUUAAGGGGUUGUUAUGAAGUGAAAGCUAAUAUUGUUGACAUGAUGGUAUUUGCAAGGCCAACAUUGAGAAAGAUAAUUGCCCCACCUGGUUAUCAUUUUCCCGACAAAAAGGGGGAAGUCUUCUCGCUUCAUGGAUGCCAUGUUUGCUAG